Molecule: messenger RNA, 378 nt
Organism: Ostreobium quekettii
Lineage: Eukaryota; Viridiplantae; Chlorophyta; Ulvophyceae; Bryopsidales; Ostreobiaceae
Source: the annotation of a GenBank genome assembly
AUGGCCGACGAGUCGCUGCCCACCUCGGCCGUCGUGAUGUCGAUCUCCAAGCACAUCGCGAUCCGCUGCCACCAACAGAACGUGGCGUUCAUGCAGUGCAAGAAGGCGGACAGGAACCCGGAGGCGUGCCUAAAGCAGGGGGACGCCGUGACGGGCUGCGUGAUUGACAUAUUGAAGGACUUGAACGCGAGGUGCCCGGAGCAAUUGAAGGACUUUCACGAGUGCAUGGACUACUACAGGUGGGAUGUACAGCACUGGACACGGGUGCAUGUAACAGCUGGGAUUCGUAGGCCACUUCGACCGGGGAGCAAGCCCUCAGGGAAUAUUAAAGGUCUUGACGUACGAACAGUUGGGCAGCCACAAUGUGCCACUGCCUGA